Messenger RNA from Pristis pectinata (smalltooth sawfish), 2764 nucleotides. Its product is annotated as ankyrin repeat and SOCS box protein 13-like. The record is from RefSeq and is a predicted model, not a curated record. NCBI's taxonomy places the organism in Eukaryota, Metazoa, Chordata, Chondrichthyes, Rhinopristiformes, Pristidae. Bases 159 to 1004 code for a protein of 281 amino acids. The transcript has 6 exons. Gene Ontology annotation, molecular function: protein binding. Gene Ontology annotation, biological process: intracellular signal transduction; positive regulation of protein catabolic process; protein ubiquitination.
CGCAGAGCGCUGCGGCAGAUAGCUUCUAUUUUAAGUCGCUCACCGUUUGUUUACCCGCCUGUUCGAGCAGCAACUUGCGCGUCCUGACGCUGUGAAAUGCCGGGCGAAGGUUCGGGAGGGUGAUCAGACAGAUAGAUUCACAUCCAGCUCCCUGAUGGAUGAUCUUAAAGGAGGAGCGAGAGUUUUGGAGAGUGGCAGAGGACCUGAAAGGUUUCUGGGCUGACCGUACACCUGUACACGAAGCAGUCAAAGAAGGCCAUGUGUUUAAGCUGAAGCAACUCAUUGAAAAUGGGGCCUGUGUGAACGUGGUUACUGUGGACUCCAUAACCCCACUGCAUGAAGCAAGCCUCCGGGGUCAACUCCAAUGUGCACAGAUGCUGCUUGCUGCUGGAGCAGAGAUCGAAGCCAGGAACAUUGAUGGGAGUACUCCACUUUGUGACGCCUGUGCUGUUGGUAGCAUUGAAUGUGUCAAGUUGCUGUUGACCUACGGAGCAAAUGUAAAUCCACUCAACUUCACGGCAUCACCAUUGCACGAGGCCUGUAUGAUCGGUAGUGCGGAGUGUAUGAGGCUGCUCAUUGAUGUAGGUGCAAACCUGGAGGCUUACGACUGCCACUUUGGAACCCCGUUACAUGUGGCUUGUGCAAGGCCACACAUCGAUUGUGCAAAGCUUUUGCUUAAUGCAGGGGCAAAUGUGAAUGGUGCCAAACUCCAUGAAACUGCUCUUCACCUUGCAGCCAAGGCUAAGAAUGUGGAGUUGAUCAAAAUGCUCAUCGACUAUGGAGCCAAUGUUUUUGCACAAGACAACCGAGGGCGGAAACCUUUGGACUACACUCAGUCUGGAUCCCCUUCUGCAGAGUGCCUGAAAUAUUACCAGAGUACACCAAUGAGCUUGGCACACCACUGCAGGCUGACCCUGAGGAAAGUGCUUGGUCCUCGAAGGUUACAAGCCAUCCACCAGUUAAACAUUGCCCCAAGACUCAUCGGCUAUCUCUGCUAUGACUGAACCCAAAAUAUCAACAGACAUUUCAAAAGACUUGAAGAACAUUAUUGAGAAUUAAAUGCAACAUCAAUUUUUUUUGUUUGUAAAGACAUUGAAUGCUUGUGGAAAUAUAGAAAUUCUCAGCACAGAAAGAGGCCAUUUGGCCCGUUCUGCUCAUGUCAGCUACAUGAAAGAUCUCCCAUUGUGCUGCUUACUGAGUGCACUGAGCAAAACAGAAACAUCUCGUCUCCUUCCAAUGGCACUUCAAACUUACCUCCGUGAACCAGCACCUCAGGAGUUAAAAAGUUAUUUUCUGUUUGUUUUGCUGAGAUUUUUCUGGUUGGCAAGAAAAAGUACUCUUAACCUCUGGCCGAUUGAAAUAUAUAUAAAUCUGGCAUGUAUAAUUUAAGAAGUUUAAAAACUUGUCGCCAUUGAAAUCUGCACCUUUUAUGUUACUCUCUUGACAGCACUGUGUCUGUCAAAUAAACUGGGGCCUGGGAACGCUCACUGUAGACAAUAUAUAAACAGAGAUUUCUUUCUCAAGAAAUAGCAAAGCAAACAAAGUCUAUUUAGGGAGUUUAUUUAUAAAGAGUCUGCUGCGUUCUGAGUCUGUGACUGAAGAAGUAACUCACCCUAUUUAAAAGCAGAGUGAUUUUUCUCUGGCGAGAUACAGUGAGUGGAGGAUAGUUAGAACAUGCAAAUUAUUUGGGUAAAAUCACUCAGUCUGUUCUCCAAGGUUUACUAAGGAGGGAAUCAGCCUGUCAUCAGCAUCUUGGCUGGGAAUAGUGCUUUCAAUAUGAGAAAGCACUCAUCCCUUGCCACAUAUUUCAGAUGGGAUUAGUUUCAUUUGACAUCAUGGUUGGCACAGAUGUUGUGGGCCAAAGGGUCUGAUGCUUUGCUGUACUGUUCUAAGUUCUAAUAUAAUCAGCUAUUACUUUGUGUGACUGUUGAUUAUAAAACAAGUAAAUUUAAUUGUGUGAUUUGUAGGUACUUGGGAUUUUUGUUGCAGUCUUGUCUGUCUCAGCACCAUCAUUUGGCCCAUUAUAUCUGCUAUUUCAAUUGCGAUUUUUAUUAAAUACAUUCUCGGGCUAUGGGUGUCAAUGGUCCAGCUAAUGGUAAUUGCCUUGAGCACUGGUGGUGAGCUGCUUUUUUGAUCCUUGUGGUGAACAGUGCUCCUAGGGAGGGACUGCUCUACUGAACAUAGAACAGUACAGUGUAGGCCCACCAUGUCUGUGCCAACCAUGACGUCAAUUUAAACUGCACAUAGUCUAUAUCUCUCACCUUUCCUGCUCGUUCACGUGUCUUUCUAAAUGCCUCUCAAAUGUUACCACCACAUUUGCUUCCACCAGUUCCCCUGGCAGUUGGGAAGUCAUGUUGCAGCUGUAUAAAACUUAGGCCACACUUGGGAUAUUGUGUGCUGUUCUGGUCGUCACAUUACAGAAAGGAUGUGGAGGCUUUGGAGAGAGUGCACCAAAAGUUCCAGGCACCUACCACCCUCUGUGUAAGAAAGCUUGCCACUUAAAUCUCCUUUAAACUUUCUCCCUCUCGCCUUAAGGCUAUGCGAUCUAGUAUUUGACAUUUCCACCCUGGGAGAUAGACUUCGACUACCUACCCGAUCUGUGCCUCUCAUAAUUUUAAUACUUCUAUCAGGUCGCCUCCUCAGCCUCCAACACUCCAGAGAAAACCAGCUAAGUUUGUGCAACCUCACCUUAUACUCUCUAGUCUGGGCAACAUCCUGGUGAACCUUUGCCGCACCCUCUCCAAAGCCUCCACAUUCUUCCCGU